Pieris macdunnoughi is the source of this 645-nucleotide messenger RNA. NCBI's taxonomy places the organism in Eukaryota, Metazoa, Arthropoda, Insecta, Lepidoptera, Pieridae. The record is from the annotation of a GenBank genome assembly.
AUGCCAAUCGACUACACAAAUCCCAACGUGCUUAAGUUUGUAAUAGAAAAUUUCACCAAAGAAAAUGAGCGACGAAUAUUGUGGUUCAACAAAAAUAAGGAAAAAAUCUUAAAGGCAGCUGAACAUAACAAGCCAACAAAAUAUUGCGUUGAAGACGUUUCUAGAGCAAAUAUAGAACCAUGUAUACAGUCUUUAUCCUUACAUCAUGAGAGUAGUAACGUAAAUCGAAGGCGAAAACCUAUACGAGACGGCAAAAUAAACUUAUCAGCAAAGUAUAGUCCUCGAAUAAAGGCGAAGUUAAGUAAGGAGGUCGAAAUGAUGGACGUAAAACAAAUACCUAACUCGAUUAUGAUGCCUGUCGAAGAAAACGUGUCAAAAGUACUCCACGAAAGCCAGCCGGACGGAGGUCGGCUCCAAUAUCUCAGGAAGAGGGCUAGAAAAAUACCUGAGGAGCGAUAUUAUUUCUGCGAAACUAGCAAUAAUACGUGUGGGUGGAAGUUGAAUGAAAGUAAGAUGGAGUACUGUCACUCAAACAGACGUGUCUAUACUUAUAAAAGAGAUGUAUUAGCUCGCUCGGGACCUCAACCUGAUCCUGAUUACUAUGGUCAACCUCUAAUGACAAAGAACUUUAAAUGUUCUAUUUAA